UUGAUUUCUGUCAGCUGUAGUGGGAGUUUCAUCUGACAGCAUUUAUCCCGAAAUUUAUUUGUCGUCUUACUUCAAACUUAGAAGAAAUAGCGACAUGAUUCGUUUUAUUCUUAUCCAAAACCGUGCCGGUAAGACGAGAUUGGCGAAAUGGUACAUGAACUUUGAUGAUGAUGAGAAACAGAAACUUAUAGAAGAAGUGCACGCCGUUGUAACGGUUCGAGAUGCUAAACAUACCAACUUUGUUGAGUUCCGUAAUUUCAAAAUCAUAUACAGACGAUAUGCUGGUCUCUAUUUUUGCAUUUGUGUGGACAUCAAUGAUAAUAAUUUGUGUUACCUAGAAGCCAUUCACAACUUUGUCGAGGUGUUAAACGAAUACUUCCACAAUGUGUGUGAACUGGAUCUGGUGUUCAAUUUCUACAAGGUCUAUAGUGUAGUUGAUGAAAUGUUUCUAGCAGGAGAAAUCAGAGAAACAAGUCAAACCAAGGUCUUGAAACAGCUUCUGAUGCUGAGUUCUUUGGAGUGAAUUUAUACACACAUUCUCAUUUAAAAAUUCCUUUAAACCCAUCUGAAUCGUUAGGUUGAUGUCUUGAUGAUCGUUCGUCUGUGUAUUUUUUUUUUGUGUUGCUACCGUGUACAAGUUGUUAAACUCA
Messenger RNA from Daphnia pulicaria, 650 nucleotides. RefSeq names its product AP-2 complex subunit sigma (gene AP-2sigma). Gene Ontology annotation, molecular function: clathrin-cargo adaptor activity. Gene Ontology annotation, cellular component: AP-2 adaptor complex; membrane coat; intracellular membrane-bounded organelle. The transcript is spliced from 4 exons. The coding region runs from base 95 to 523 and encodes 142 amino acids. The record is from RefSeq and is a predicted model, not a curated record. NCBI's taxonomy places the organism in Eukaryota, Metazoa, Arthropoda, Branchiopoda, Diplostraca, Daphniidae. Gene Ontology annotation, biological process: clathrin-dependent endocytosis; intracellular protein transport.